Molecule: messenger RNA, 1308 nt
Organism: Fragaria vesca subsp. vesca
Lineage: Eukaryota; Viridiplantae; Streptophyta; Magnoliopsida; Rosales; Rosaceae
Product: GPI ethanolamine phosphate transferase 1-like
Exons: 8
Biological process (GO): GPI anchor biosynthetic process
Cellular component (GO): endoplasmic reticulum membrane
Molecular function (GO): mannose-ethanolamine phosphotransferase activity
Source: RefSeq, a predicted model, not a curated record
AUGGGAGGGAGAGCGGCAGAAGAGAGCAGCAGCAGAAGCCGCAAGGUAGUGAACUUAAGCGUCAGAAGAAAACGGCUCAAGACGAAGGAGAAAUGGCUCGUCGUCGUCGGCGUCGCUCUUCACGCCGUGUAUAUGCUCAGCAUCUUCGACAUCUACUUCAAAUCCCCCAUCGUCCACGGCAUGGAUCUCGUCUCCCCUCGCUUCGCCGCCCCGGCCAAACGCCUCGUCUUGCUCGUCGCCGACGGUCUCCGAGCGGACAAGUUUUUCGAGUCCGACGCCGCCGGCAAGUUCAGAGCGCCGUUUCUGAGGAGCGUGAUCAAGGAGCGAGGCCGGUGGGGAGUCUCGCAUGCUCGGCCGCCGACGGAGUCGAGGCCGGGACACGUGGCGAUCAUCGCCGGGUUCUAUGAGGAUCCGAGUGCUGUGACGAAAGGGUGGAAAGCUAACCCUGUUGAAUUUGAUUCGGUGUUUAACCGGAGCCGGCAUACAUUUUCGUAUGGCAGUCCGGAUAUAGUUCCGAUUUUCUGUGCUCAGUUGCCUCAUGCUACUUGGAAUAGUUAUUCUCCUGAUUUUGAAGACUUUGCUACUGAUGCCUCCUUUCUGGACGAGUGGUCGUUUGAUCAGUUUCAGGGCCUAAUGAAUAGGUCCAAAGAAGACCCAAAGUUGAAGGAGUUACUUUUACAGGAUAAUCUUGUAGUCUUUUUGCACCUGCUUGGUUGUGAUUCGAAUGGUCAUGCACAUCGGCCCUUUUCGUCCAUCUAUCUCAAUAAUGUCGCGGUUGUCGACAGUAUAGCUGAAAGGGUUUAUAAUCUUCUUGAAGAUUACUACAGGGACAAUCGUACAGCAUACAUAUUUACUGCUGAUCAUGGAAUGCAUGAUAAAGGUAGCCAUGGAGAUGGACAUCCUACAAACACUGAUACUCCCCUUGUUGUUUGGGGAGCAGGUGUUAAACACCCAAAGCCUAUUUCCAGCAGCAGCCAUGGAGAUGGACAUUCUGAUUGUGGUACUCGUUUUGUUGACGACCAUAUGCAUGACACGCCAACGCCUAAAGAAUGGGGCCUUCAUGGCAUUGAAAGGGUGGAUGUCAAUCAAGCUGAUAUCACACCUCUCAUGUCAACCCUUCUUGGAUUGCCAGGUCCUGUAAACUCAGUUGGAAGUUUACCCCUUGAUUACAUAGACAUGAAUAAGACAGAUGAAGUUGAAGCUGUUCUAGCCAAUACAAAGCAAGUUCUCAACCAGUUUGUUCGGAAAUCACAUACCAAGGAGGCAACCUCAUUAUUUUUCAAGCCUUUUAAACCACUGGCCCAUUAU